Schistosoma haematobium is the source of this 11637-nucleotide messenger RNA. RefSeq names its product putative homeodomain transcription factor 2. The coding region runs from base 7494 to 10010 and encodes 838 amino acids. Gene Ontology annotation, cellular component: endoplasmic reticulum. Lineage: Eukaryota; Metazoa; Platyhelminthes; Trematoda; Strigeidida; Schistosomatidae. The transcript has 19 exons. The record is from RefSeq and is a predicted model, not a curated record.
GCAAUCUAAGGCGGGUUGUUUGUGUGGACAUUCGCGAAUGACGUGAAUUAUGUGGAGGUUUGAGCUUUAUGCUAAACUUUUUCAACUGAAAUUAAGCAAUUAUGAUAAGCAUCCAUGGGAACACGGAGUUGAGCAACGGAUCUUGCAGUUGCUAUCACCUCAUAGUUCACGUUGGACAAAAUGUGUUUAUCCUCAGUUUGCCUUUUGGUUCACUGAAAACAAUCUGUUCUUACAAGAUCUGAGCACGUGUAUUCGUCCUGUCAUAUGACGACAUCUGUUAUUAUUUCUCUGGGAUAAAAGGUACAGGACACGUCUUCCGGCGGCAGUUUCUGAAAGUCGAAAAACCUGGUUGUCACGUUCUUUUUGUUCGCCCUUGAGUUUCGAGACAGCUAAUUAUGGCCUUUGAGUUGAUCUAAUAUAAUUGGUCAAGAUUCAUUUCUUAGUAUCUUGUACAUAAUUAGAUCUACUAUUAGUCAUAAAAUACGGCUAAGUACUGAGUACGCAAUGUUUUAUUACUUAUCUGAUACUUAGAAAUAGGGAGGUAUGUGUUUGUGAGUUAGGGUCCUGAGCUGAAACAGAGGAAGUCAACUGAUGACGCUGAUUGUAGUACUUCAAGAUCUUUUCGUUCCUAAUUAUACCUCCUAAAUCAUUAUUAGACAUUACUAGGUUCAGACCAAAAACUUUUAUACGUUUUGAUAGCCAGUUAUUGUCACUGGCCCUCAAACUUACAGUAUGGCUCAUAUCCAAGUAUCUGGUGCGUGAGUUAAUUAGUUUCAUUUUGUUAGCAUCCCCUCACCAUUCCAAUGUGGGAUUUAGUAACUUGGAUCAACACACAUACCUGUCGUGUUUAUGUUGUUAUGACCAACUACCUGAUUAGCGUAUAUUUGAAAAAUAAUGAGUAGCUUUAUUCGGUCAAUUAUAUUUUUACGAUUUGAUAACCGUCCUAAAAUUAAGUAAACAGCGUCAACUCUAUACGAAUAAAGUAAUUAUAAUAGGACAUAAUUGUCCAAUUUUAGACAACGAAAUAAAUUCAUUGUUUCGUUGAAGAAAUUACUGCAGUUCGGUGAAAAAACUUUCUGACGAUUUUAUUUGCUAGAUUGCUACAAUUGUAUAGUAUAUGUAAGUAUGUAGUGGGAUGAAAGUAUUACAUCAUUGAAGAUAUGGUUUAAUGUUUUGUCAGGUUUCGAAAAAGCUACAUGAUAAAUUAAAGUGAAAAUAAUUUACAGAUGGAAAGUGAUUGUCAACUUGAAGAUCAAAAAAUGUAGGUAUACGGUAGUUUGGUGUCGUAAAUUAUAUGGACGUAUGAUUUAUAGAAACGAAGUCACGUAACGUUCUAACUGCUAAUGAGGAAUGUCAAGUUGAAAAUAUGUUAUAUAAGACAUAAUUAUUUAUUUACUAGGUAUAAAAAACAGAAUAAUUACGAAAUUGUAGUACUAGCUGAUUGGUAAUUUUGAAAAAGUGAAGGAGUUAAAAAAAGGACUAUUGAGCAUGCGAGAGAGAGUUACGACAUGUUUCUCUCGUACACAGAGACUAGCUUGGAAUCUGAGUUGUUAAGGCCUCUUCAGCACAUAAGUUUCUAAUCUGUAUUUCUUAUGACUCACCUUUAUGUUCGUUAUUUCGCUAAUUUAUAUUUUACCAAGUAUAUUCGAUGGUUAACUCAUUCUAUUACCAUUAGUACUGUUACUGUCUCUAUUACUCUGGGAUUCGUCUUGAAAAUUUCAUCUUGCUUCGCUUUUAGGGUAUGGAAACGUGAGCUGGUGUACAAAUGUAGCAGGCUCAACGUUGCGUUUUAGGUAUUGACUGCGGGUGAAUGUGAAGUAUUCUGGUGGAGCAACGUGGCUAAUUUAUUUUUUAUUUUUAUUUCAACACAUAAAUAUUGGUACAAGAGGGUACCAAAUAUAUAUGCGCCACACCAUAUUUGUGUGUGUGUGGGCUGUGAUACUGCCCGGGUGCCCAGACCGAAACAGGUGGUUUUCUUAGGGGACCACACCCCGAGCCUUUGACCUAAAGGUCUGGCCCACAAGGCAGUGGAGCAUCGUGAGGAGAUGCAUUCCCAUGGUAACCGGUGACCAACGAUUGGUUCAUACUCCAUUUGUUCCCUCAGGAUACUGGAGCCCAUGUGCACCAUUGGUUUGGGAUCCGGUUAAAGCGCCGGGCAUUCGCUUUUCGUCCUCCCGGUCACGAGAAGGCAGUGAGUAGGACUUCCCUGGCAGAGGCUGUAUACGCGUGACCGUGUGAGAGCAUUUUGAGAGGGAGGGAGGGCCCACCCCACUCUAGGCCAUACCAGGGCAUUUGGGGGCUACGUGGCUAAUGGUUGUGAAAUUAAACUAUUUACCAACUUAAUCGGUGCUCCUGGUAACUAAACGGGGUAAUGCUCAGAGAUAGGUUCCAAGAGAGCUAGUCUUGUGCGCCCGAUAUAACCUGGUCCAUAAGAUGUUGAUUUAUAAAUAUACAAAGCUGUGGCCCAAAGUGGAAGCUUGUAAUUCACACAUCCACUAGUCAAUGCGCGACUGUAGGAGAGAAUGCAAUGCUCAUUAGAAUAAAAUAUUUUUCCUCAGAGAUCUCGAAAGUCAGUUUUUCAGGAUCUCUGCCUCUGUAUCUCUUUUAAAUUGGAUGUCUAUGGAAAAAAUCUAUAACUCUAGAUAGUUUUUCACGCUACUGUAUCAUCCUACUAUUUCUGUUAACCAGUAUAUGUGGAUGGCGAUUGUUGAUGGGUAUCUGUCGUACUUGAUCUAGUUCAAUGUCAGUUUUAUCAUCAGUUUAAAUUCUUUUGGCUCUAGCUAAUAGAAAGUGAAUUAAGUUUAUCUUCUGUUCCAAGGAGCCCAAUAUUGGAAUUUGUGUACUCGUCGUUCUAAGUUGGAUUCUGUAUAUUGAUCUUCAAAGCAACCCAUCCGACCCUCGAUUUAGUAAAAUAUCUUAGAAAUGAAACCCCUGAGUCUGACUCUGGUUUUACUGUAAACGUGAAUAUUGGUGACAACUAUUCAACUUUCAAAGGAUGUCUUUGGGUUCGUUAUUUUCGUUUCGGAUUGUGAAAAAAACCAUUGAAAUUUCUUUUGUAUGAAUAAAAACUGUCGUUCAUGGUUUUAAUUACAAUGUUGUAUAAAUUAGCAGUAAAAAAAUCAGCUUGAAGUGGGUCGAGUGGUGAACAGAUUUCUAUUUUAAUGGUUUGUCUAUAAAACGCAUAACUCAAUUUAAACUGAGCAUUAAAAGUAAAUUGCAGAAUUAAUUUCUUUAGAUAUUAUUUCGGAACACUGAUAUCGAGGUUUUUGUUUUCAUCAUAGUCUCAUGACAGACAGCUUGUAUCUGAAUGAGGUGCAUUUGUUAAGUGAGAAGUAACGUUCAAUGAGUAAAUUUUCUGCCCGGUUACACUGACGUCAGCUAUUGAAUCGAUGAAACCAAAUGAAUCAACAGUAGUGUGUCUGUUAAGUUAAUUUCUGACUGUCAGAUUUCAGUUAACCGUUUUGUGAUAUAGUCUAGGAGGUCCAGUGGAACAAUACCAACACACUUCUAUGUUUAAUUCAACGCUAAAUCUUUAUUCCUCGGAAGAUCAAAUAAUUGGAAUUCACUUUCUCUCGAAACUAGAUGUUUAGUUUUCGGAUUUGUAAUAUUGAACACAGCGGCUUGCAAGGUUAGGGAGUUAUUUAUAGUCAUUGUUAGAGUCUGGGAUAAAUUCGCUUGUCUAAUGAGUUAGAUUUCCAAAUCGGGUUUUCGUGUUGAGUCCUUCGAUUGCUGUGGAGGUAUCACAGUUUUUUGGACCUAAUACUUGUAACUGUAAGUUCAUCAUUCUACAUAGUAUAUAUGACGUAGGAAUGUAAGUGAUAUCUGUCUUGGAGAUAGAUGAAACAUGUCCUCUUGUGUGAAUUAAGACCCUUUUGACUGUUGAGUGUUGUUACUAAUGUUCUGUUCAUGACGUAAAAUACUUUUAUGUAAGGAAUAUUGGCGGUAUCCAAAUCCAUAGAUCAGGGUAGAUGAAAGAGGUUUGAUCCACUAUUCGUCGAAUCCUUAAAAGAGUGAAUAUCCUUACUCUUACCACUGGAGUGAUGAUACAAAUAUAUUUUACAUUGAUAUUUAGUACUAUUGGUUUUGCUACAUUAGGUUCCUUUCAUUUCAGUCCGUCAGGGCGUGCAUGACUUAUUAGUUUUCUUGAUCAAAAUAUUGUUGAAAAAUAACAUUUUUCCGUAUUCGCUCUAGGGGAUUGAUCGCCAUUCGACUCGUGAUGGGAAAACACGUUCAGGUCUUAUUGAUGUGGACGUAAUACGAGGUUCUGUUUUCGCCAAGGCUAAAACCGGGCAUGGUUGGAUGGCAGCUGUGCGUUGGGGCUUAUUGCGCGUAGCAUUCGCUCCUUUUUACUGGAACUACUGGCGCAGUCAUACAUCCUUUCGUGUUGCUGCUUAUAUCAUGGUUCACUUUUUUCUACAGUUUUUACAAGUAGUAUUUUUCCUUCUGACAGACCCGCGGACUAGUAACAGCUCUCAGGAUGAUUUACUUCUUCCUUGCUUAUUGGCUAUUUGUCUGGGUAUUCUUCAUGCACAUAUUACUGCUCCACAUGGGAAAACUGGUUUAUAUUCGUCUUUUAUGGAUAACCCAAUGACCAAUCAAUCUUUCAAAGAUAUCGGUGACCAUGGCUUGAAUUCAAAUUGUUGUCAAUACAAUCCGGACAAUUUAGUAAAUAAUAAAUUUAGUAGUGUACAGACUGUUAUAAAUAGACAUAGUGAGUAUGACCAUUCAUCUUGGUUUCCUGUACAGUCAACUAUUUCAGAGCAUCACAAAUUUUCAGCCAAUAUUUACUCAGCGAAUCAUCAGUCAAAAAACGUAACAAAUCCCAACAAAGAACAUAUAAUCAAUACUUCAGAACAAUGUGGACAUUCAGGUAGUGGUUGUUUCGAAUGUUGCAAAACCUCUCAGUUAAUGGACAGAAAUUACGCUAAAGCACAACGAAAUAUACACUGGAGACCAUGUGAGAUGAAACCGAAAAAAGCAUUAACUUCGUUCUAUAAGUUUUUAAAAACUCACCUCGACACUGAUUAUCAAGAUGACUGUUCUGAUAUGUACGGUCCAGGUGAUGAUACCCAACAUGAAUUAAAUGUCUCGGAUGUUACUCAUGGAACAGAUGGUCCACAGACUCCAUGUACAUUAGAUGAAGAAUGUGGACGAACUACACUUCUUCAUAAUUCGCAGGUAUUAGAGCAUAGGUCGAGAGUAGUUCGAAGACGCAGACGUCACAAUAGUUACAAUCCAAAGCCUGGUAACUCAAGUCGUGGACACGAUGCAGAUGUAGAAGAGAGCGAAGGUGAACUUAUAACUGUCCCAUCUAGAAAAGAUGUUGGGGAGAUUGGUUUCAGUGAUCAAAUUGUGGAUGACUUGAAUCCUGAAUUCAUUCAACAGUUACGACUAAAAGGAGGUGUUGGUUCAGAUAACCAUUUUGGGUCUUCUAAUUCAGAUAUAAAUCCAGAUUCCACAGUUCUACGUACGAUAAAACGAGUAUCUGAAUCUCCAUUCAAAUCUUCAAAUUUACAUACGUCUGCCAAAUUACCAAAUACUCUGGGUGAUUUUUCAGCCAAUACUGAGUCUUCAAAUAAUGUAGGUGUUUCGAAAACACAAUCUAUCAGUGAUUCUCCUAUCCCACUGAAGAUCGAUCAAUUCUCUGAACUUGAAUGUCUUCCACCUCAUCUGUCUCAUAUUUCUUCUUUAAGUAGUUCUUUUGAUUCUUUCAUUGGAUCUAGUCGCCGUUCAUUAAAACGUUCAUUGUCGAUGAGCUUUCCAGUGCAUAGUAAAAGUACUACGACUAAUAUGUUUCUAAAUAAUAAUCUAAUGUUGAAAAAAUCAUUCUCUGAUGGGUUAUUAAAUUGUUCAAUGAACUUUGAUUCGUCACAGUGUCAUCUAUCCGAUAAUGAAUUACUUGACGCAUUGAAGUCACCGUUUCAACAAAAGAGAGACUUUCUAUCCAACUACAAUAAUACGAAGGGUCAGGUUAGAGAAGUUUUAAAGUUAUGUUCAAAUCGACGAAAUCGUUUGAGCAGUGAAAAUAUUUCAUAUCGUAAAAUAUCAUUAUCAUCGCAUUCUUCGGGAGCUGCAGAGUCGUCCACUAAUUCUGCUCAAUCUUUCAGUUCUGUGAGAAAGUUUCCAAAAGGAAAUGGUCGCAUUUUUGGUAGAUUUUCAUGAUUUCUCCUUAAUAACCUUUUAAAAAACAUUAUACAACCUGAAAAGUGGGGUUGUUAAGUGUUAUCUCUAGUUUUAUAGUUCCAUUCCGAAAAGAGCUUAUUCACUGUUUUUGAUUUUACACUUUCAUUAUCAGAAAUAUCGAAGUAAUGAGUUACGCAAUGUUAUAUUCAUAUUCAUUGCAAUAAAGCUACAAUGUAGAAUUUGUGUAUUUACAAUUAAGAUUGGUUUGUGUUGUUUGUAUGCUAUGAUAUUUACGAAUUAUUACUCAGUAUUCUGUACGAUCGUCUCUUAACCACUGGGUCACGAGCUAAAAUCUACUGUUUACUACAUGUAGGUAAAGUUUUAGUGGUAUCAAUGGCUUUCACAAACAUACAUUGAUAGCAUGUUGCAUAUUUAAUUGCUUUCUACGAACAUUUGAUUUAAAAUUAUCAAUGUCAGUCAACAUAUCAAAGUUACCGAUUAUAAUUUGUUUAUUCGUUUUAUUAAUGUUUAGUAUAUAGUAUUUCGAAUGUUAUAUUCACAUGAUUACCUAACUGUAGAGAUUAUUAUUAUUAUUAUCCUCACCAUCGUAAACAUGUGUGCUAGGAAUCCCAAAAUUUUUGAAAGUAAAAGCCAUAAAUGUGUACCUCUAUUGUUUAUUGUUUAAUUUUAUGUUGAUCAAGAUGAGUAAUGUGCUCUUUGCUGAUAAUAAUAAUUCUAUGUUGUCUUAGAACAUUUUAUUUAAUAAUCUCAGUUGGAUACUUUGCUAAAGUAGUUCCAACUGAGUUGUAGAUAAUGAGUGUUUUAUGCUGAGCAGAACUGUAUUUGAGACUUCGUUACAUCAUAUUUUUACAUGUAUAUUUCUCUACUAAGCCCGUACAUUUUUUUCAAUUUACUACACCACAUUAACAUAGCGAAAUGCAAAAGUAUAAUAAGCACUAACAAUAUAAGUUGUAGUAGGAAAGAUUAGUAUCAACAAUAUAAUUCGUGAAGGAAAUAUACAUUCGUGGAAUCGAAAAAGAAUAUAAGAUGGUUUCGAAACUUAGGUACUAAGGAAAGACAAAAAUUGGAUGCACCUAGGUCAUCGAUAACGAAUAUAUAUAUAUAUAUAUAUAUAUAUAUCCUGAUUAUUAUUAUUAUUCAGUUAUUUAAUCCAGGUUGAUUGAAUAUUCUUACUGACUGUACCACUUUCUAAUUCUGUAUUGUGAUUUUCAGAAUUGGAAUCCGUACAUGAUGUUGGUGCAGAAUUGACAGCCGAUCCAAAAUGUGGUCGGUCUAGUGUUGACAAACAUUUGGACAGGAAGAUAUAUUCUAGUUACACUGAUAUAUUUAAAUCUCAACUGAUUGAAGACAUGAAACCUACUGUUCAACCACUUGAGUUAUCUAAAGAAUCCCAAAAGUUGAAUGAACUGAACGAAAAACGUGACUUACUACAAGAUAAUUAUGGUCAUUCGGAAUUUAAGAACAAGUCUUAUGAAUGUAUUAAUAAAGAUGACACCAUUACCGUGUUUAAUCGACAACGUGCUAAAUAUUUACGCUUGUUUUUACAACGUGCCUUUCACCUACAACAUCCACGUGUUGUUAUAAAUUCGAAUCACACUGAUACAGAUAUGCUUGAGCCAGAUUCUGUUGUAUUAAAUAGUAAAUGGUCAAAUGAAAAUCCGAAAUAUUCAGGUAAAUAUGUCCAUUCAUCUAAAAAUCCUGAUAUUAAUUUUAAACCAUCUAAUCAACGUAUAUCGUCGUUGAAUCCCACAAACAAAAGUUGUUUAAAAUCAACUCCACCGAAAAUAUUUUACAAUUGGUCUGAGGCAAAUUCUUUGUCUGGAAAUAUUAAUGAUCGUUCACAAACGACACCAACAACGGAUGUUACAAAUUCACAAGAUGCGGUUACUCAUUCUUCUAAACGACACAUGAAACAGUACAUUGGUCCUGUCAACGGUUUUGUCCGUAAUGUGUAUUCGCAUUCACAUUAUUCUUCAAAAAAUGAAUCACAAGAUACAAAUAUGAAUGGUCGAGGUCAAACAGCUUCGGAAACUGAAUACUUUGAUCGGAUUAAUAGCGAUUUGGGGAGUGAUGCUGAUUCUUCAUCUUGUCCAGAUGAAGUAGAGUCCCCAUCUCAACCUCGUGAAAAUGAACUACGAAACUGGCAACACUCAAAUUCCGUGCUAGAUGUGAAUCCAGACGCAGCUGAGAAAUUUCACACAGUUAAUAAAAAACAAGUAUCAGGCCGAUCUGAUUAUCAUUCUUGCAUUAGUGAGCAUUAUUGUCCAGAAUGUUCUUCACAUCUUAAUGUUUUUCUAUCACCAACCACUGAUUCGGGACAAAUGAAUAGUUUCGACGAUCUCAAAAGUGUCGUGAAUAAUCAAAAGCCUACUGAAUCUCAUGAAUUGUAUGAAUCACUACAAUCUGUAAAUGCCAAUGGGAAAAAUGAAUCUUUAUCGAAUGUUUAUGAAGAAAUUCUACAUUCAACAGACUUUGAAGUAAAGGAAAAACUGCUAGAUAACCAAAUGACCAAGAAAAAUCUUAGUAAUAUUCAAAUUAAUUCUCAUUUAAAAAGAGAUUCAAAUGGUCAUGAGAAUUCAUUACCUUCAAAAGUUGAUACUGUUCGUUGUUAUAUGUGGGCCGGACAGAAACUGUCGAAAUUCAAUUUAUCCAUGUUAGAUAUUGGGAAGAAUGUGAUAUAUGCUGUUGAAAGACAAAGUAUUUCAUCAGAUUACAUUAUAUUCGCUUGUGUUGCAACAUUUGCACUACCACUCAUAUCUGUUAUAUUUCAUUCAACUAAUUCAUCAAAUAUACUGGAUAAUAAUAAUCAUAAUAACAGCAAUGAUAAUAGUAAUCAAUAUCAAUCAUUAUUUAUAACAACAAAAGGUACACUGUUAUUUUUUGGCAAUAAUUCAAUGAAUCGAACAUUCAAUACUAACAAUGCUGUUUUUGGAGACACUGUUAUUGGGUUAUAUUUACAUGCUAUAUUAAGUUUAUUUGGUCAUUUAUUUUCGACCGUUGCUGUAAAAAUUCAUAAUACAUUGAUUGAUACGAAUUUACAAACUUCUUGUUGUUCGCAACCUUAUUGUAUCGUAUUUUGGAAUAUUGUGACUGGUCAAUUUUUAAUGGAUUGGUUUUCAAAACCAGAUGUACAAGGGCGUUUGGUUAUUUUGAUUGGAUGUAUAUUACGCUUCAAUGUUUAUGGCACUGUAUUCUUUCUUCUAUGUAUUGCUGAGCGUACAUUUCAAGAGCGUUUGCUUUACGCCAAAUAUUUCUUUUCUUUAACAUCCGGCCGUCGUGCUUUAAAAUAUCGUGUACCGCAAUUUCGUUUAAAUAAAGUUGGUCAUAUAAAAUGCUGGUUAAUGCUUCGGUCGUAUCUGAAAAAACGUGGUCCACAACGCUCAGUUGAGCAUAUUAUGACGAUUGCAUUUUAUAUCGUUUUCACCCUUGGUCUUAGUUUAUGCGCUCAACUUCUUUCAAAAAGCCGUAUGAGUGUUUUCACUCAUUUAACUAAUUGGGAUAUUCUGGGUCUUUCUUUUGGGAUUAUUGUAUUUCUCUAUCGAUACAUUUUACUUGGUACAAAAAUUACAAAGAAAUACCGUAACUUCUCAGUACUUAUCACUGAACAAAUUAAUUUAUAUUUAAGUAUGGAGAGUAAACCACAUAAAAAAGAAGAUUUAAUGCUAACAUUUCAAGUUCUACGUUUAGUUGAAGGUCUACUAAAAGAAGUUGAUGGUCCAUUUCGUGUUUGUGGUUGGACAUUGAAUCCAUUAGUGUAUAAUAUAUUUAAAUUAGUUUUACUUUCUUGUGUAUCCACUUUACUAUCUGAGUCAUUGGGCUUUAAAUUAAAAUUAUACAAAUUAAAAUUAAAUCCAUCCAAUUGGUAGAACGAUUAGAUGAAAACAUUGACGAAAAAACUAAUGAAAGAAAAAAAAACAAACCUAGAGCCAUGAACAAGAAAAGUAACAUAACUAUUUAUCCAAUAACUAUUCCUUUGUCUAGUUCUUUUUCCCAAUUUUUCUUGUAAUUAAUUUAGAAAUAAUAGUCACCUCACUUAUUGUUCAUAUUAUGUUAGUCUCAAUCACAGUAAAUUGUCAAUUUCACUUUCAUUCAAAUAGAAAUUCAUAUAAACUAUUGUGUUUGUGUUUAUUUAUUUAUUCUCAUACAAAAAAAAGUAAGAAUCAUUAAGAAAAUAUGUACUAUUCACUUUCUUGUUAAAUGAUUUAAUUAAUUUGUUACUAAAUCAAUAUAAUUUAUCAGUAUCAAUGUAAUCAUAUAAACAAAUACCAAUUUUGAUUUCUUUGUCCUACAAAAUGAUAAAUAAAACUGUGAAUUCGUUUAUUUUCAUUGUAGUGCUAAUUCUACUUUUCUUUUUAUUUAUUAUAUUAGUAGUAUACAUGAACUUUUUGUGGUUUGUUGAUCGAAUCAAUGCAAGCCUAAAAUUAUACGCAUUUGUUGUUACCACUGUAUUACAACUAAGGUUAUUUAUUCAUUAGAAAGUUUUUUUGGCUAUUAUUGUUUCAGUGUGUGUAUGUAUGUGCAUUUCAUGGUCGCAACUAAAAGUCAAUAUAUUACACGAUAUAUAUAUAUCAUAUUGUAUGCUUCAUGAAAAUAAACUUGAGAAGAAAAUCUUUGUUGCUAUUUUCCCUCAUAUUUUGUAUGAUUGAAUAAAAAAAUAAUAACUAUGGAUUUGCCUUAAUGAUUCCCUUUAUUUUCUGUAACUAUGUGUUCAUAGUGUAGAAAAAUGUAAUAGAUUCAUGUUAAUUGUGUAAUUUUUUUUCUCAGCCUUAACUGUUAUGAUUUAUUGUGCAUAUACUGGAAAUAAAAGAUCAUUGUUUUAAAUUGUGAAUUAUUUUAUUCAAAGUAUUUUGUAGAAUUUGUUUUUCCAAUCGUUUUUUAAAAAUAAAUUGAAUACAUUCUGAUUUGAGUAGUGCUAUACGGAAACGAUGAAAUUAAAGCUAUGCAAAACGUCAAUGAGCAUCCUGUAUAUGUGCUACUAUUCAGUGAAAUGUGAUGCUGCAAAUUUUUAAAAAAAUCUUAUAUUCAUUUAACAGAUUAUUAAAUGAGUGUAUAUUGUCGUUUCUCUUGUUCGUUACUUUUUUUUGUAAACUAUCCUAUUUCUUGUCUUUGUUUUUGUAACCAAGUCAUAAUUCAUUAAAAAUACUGUCAUUAUCAAUGUUAGUAUCAUUAUUGAGCGAUAUUACUUUUAAAUGCCAGUAGCUUUUAUUACGUAUAAAACUUGCAGUAUUAAAAAAAAGCAUAACAACCAAGAUUUACAUUAUAUAUUACAAUAGUGCAUAUAUUACUGUUUCGUUCCAUUUUUAAUAGUUCAUUUUGUUUGCAUAACAAAGUAUUACAUCUCAAUUUCAAUAGUAUUGAUGAUCAUGAUAAUUUUCUCUUCUUUCUUCAUUAUUUUCUUUGUUGUUUCAUUUCGGUUGUGUGUAUUUUGAAUAAUAUAUGCUUUGCAAGUUAUUCCAUUAAUUUUUCUGUUAAUGAACAAUAAACUAACGCUUU